Molecule: messenger RNA, 645 nt
Organism: Lachancea fermentati
Lineage: Eukaryota; Fungi; Ascomycota; Saccharomycetes; Saccharomycetales; Saccharomycetaceae
Source: the annotation of a GenBank genome assembly
AUGGGCAAAGUUGUCAAGAGGGAGGCCCGAAAGAAGACUUUGAGGACAUUGAGGGGGGCAUUGAAGGGAUUGCUCAAUCAAGAACAGUAUUCGGGACAUCCAACUACUAAAUCAACAUGUAAAAAUGAAUCACAGUGCACAGAAGAUCCCAGCAAGGACGAAGUGCAUGAGCGAGAGGUGGAGGCCCAACGCAACGGAAUAAUCUACGUAUUGUCGAAGGAGCGCCAACUCAUCCCUAAAUUAAGUGAUGAUGAAGUAAUGGAACGGCAUCGUAUGGCUGAUGAGAAUAUGAAGCGGGUAUGGUCAAAAAUCAUCGAAAAAUAUGAGUCUAAUAUUGAUCAAGGUGACGUUGUCGAUCUUACGACCGGAGAAAUCAUCGAAGACAAUGGCCACAUACGGAAUCUGUCCACGCAUGGAUCAGAUAAUGCCAAGUAUGUCAGCGUGCUCAGUGAUCUCUUAGACGUCGACAAUACUGAAGAUAACGUUUGGAAUUAUGAACAGGACGACCAAGCUAGUUUAGAUGACCAAGAAGUUGUUGAGAGUGAUGAUAGCGAUGGAAGCGAUGCGCGAAGCAGCGGAAACCAACGAGAACUUUACGAAAAACUAAAGGUCCUACAGAAAGAUGCGCCGACUUCCGAUCGCUAG